CUGCAGAGUGGAACUUACCGUAUGGUGUCCGAGGAGGAGCAGGCUCUCAGGGCCAAGCUCGAGCGCCUCACCGUCAAGGACCAUGGGGCGGUGUUUGGACCCUGUGCCAGCCUCCCAGACCACACCAAGCAGAAGGCCAAGGAUGAGCUGAACGAGACAGAUGAGAAGCGGGUGUCUGCUGUGAAGGAGCUGCGAGGAAUCAUUAAGGAGAAGGCAGAUGCAGGAGAUGAACUGGCCAAGGGGGUGCAGGACACCUUCGGGGAGAAACCAGACGGUAUGCUGGUCCGCUUCAUCCGCGCCAGGAAGUACGACGUGCCCCGAGCCUUCGAGCUUAUGAAGGGCUACGUGCGUUUCAGGAAGGAUUACCCCGAGCUGUUCGAGAAUCUGACCCCGGAGGCCGUACGCAGCACCAUUGAGGCCGGCUACCCUGGCAUCCUGCAGAGCCGAGACAAAUACGGCCGCGUGGUUCUUCUCUUCAACAUCGAGAACUGGGACUACGAGGAGAUCACCUUCGAUGAGAUCCUGCGUGCCUACUGUGUGAUCCUGGAGAAGCUGCUGGAGAACGAGGAGACUCAGAUCAACGGGUUCUGCAUCAUUGAGAACUUCAAAGGCUUCACCAUGCAGCAGGCGUCAGGAAUCAAACCCACCGAGCUCAAGAAGAUGGUGGACAUGUUACAGGAUUCGUUCCCUGCUCGCUUCAAAGCUGUGCACUUCAUCCACCAGCCCUGGUACUUCACCACCACCUACAAUGUGGUCAAACCACUCAUGAAGGGCAAACUGCUAGAGAGAGUGUUCGUCCACGGAGACGAGCUGGACAACUACUACAAGGAGUUUGACGCCGACAUCCUUCCCGCUGAGUUUGACGGAAAAGCUCCCAAGUACGACGGCAAGGCCAUAGCAGCCAAGCUGUUCGACUAA
Messenger RNA from Scomber scombrus (Atlantic mackerel), 918 nucleotides. RefSeq names its product retinaldehyde binding protein 1b (gene rlbp1b). Lineage: Eukaryota; Metazoa; Chordata; Actinopteri; Scombriformes; Scombridae. The transcript has 6 exons. The annotation marks the transcript as partial. The record is from RefSeq and is a predicted model, not a curated record. Gene Ontology annotation, molecular function: phosphatidylinositol bisphosphate binding. Gene Ontology annotation, cellular component: membrane.